CCCGUGGUGCCCCCGUCCCGGGCCUUCCCUCUGUGACCUCACGGCCUCUGUGACCUCACAGCCAGCAGAGGCUCGGUGCCAGGCAGAGUGAGGGAGGCCGCUGCCUGACCCAGGUCUGUGUCCACGCGGCGGCCCGAGCCCCGUGUCCCCCAGCCCUGCCCGGGUCCCCUCAGCUGAUCUCCGUCCCUGCCCCUCCGACCGCGACCGCUUCGGGCCCUGCCUGAGUCCCUGUGCCCAGUUGAGACUCUGCCCGUGUCCCCCGCCCCCCGCCCGCCCGUCUUGCCUUCAGGAUGAGGUACGCACCAGAGUACAGGAAGUCCCCGUCCAGCCUCCUGAAGAAGUUUGCAGUGUGCGACAUCCCACUGUAUGACAUCUGUGACUACAACAUCAGCCGCGACCACUGCAAGGAGCUGGGUUGCUGCUUCUACAAGGGUGUCUGCUACGAGAAGGCCGUGCCCAGCUACGUGCAGGUGUUCUCUGCCCUCAUCGUUAUUGUGGCCACGGCCUUUAUCAUCACCAUCAUAUACAGGCUUGUCCAGGAGAGCCGGCAGAAGAAGCAGGUGCCUUCACAGCCGCCCUCGUCCACCAAGUCCAGCGUGAAGCUGGAAUCUCAGUCCGGGGACCAGCCGUCUGUGCUCAUGGAGUCUUCCAGCAAGGCCUCGGGGGAGGACGGUGUGCAGGGCACCCUGACCCUCUCGGACGACGGGGAUGAGUUUGACGAGUGAGGCCGUGGACGGGGGGGCCUGUGGGG
Molecule: messenger RNA, 751 nt
Organism: Erinaceus europaeus (western European hedgehog)
Lineage: Eukaryota; Metazoa; Chordata; Mammalia; Eulipotyphla; Erinaceidae
Gene: TEX29
Product: testis expressed 29
Exons: 5
Coding region: 291-725 (144 amino acids)
Source: RefSeq, a predicted model, not a curated record